UCAAUUAAUUUUUUUUUUCUUUUUACGUACUUAUAGACCCAUUCAACGGACGUCAUAUAUAUGGGGCUUGAACUGGUAAAUUUUUUACCAAGUUUCUUUCAUCUGCAACUAUUUAAUCUCAGCUCUGCAGCUUUUAUAAUGACCCUUUAAAACACAACAACAACAAUGGAAAGCAAGCUUUAUGAAGCAGCAGCAGAAGGGAAUGUAACUAUUUUCUUAGAAUUAAUUCGACAGGAUCACUUGCUUCUUGAUAGAGUGCUGGUUAAUUAUGUCAUCGAAACUCCUUUACAUGUUGCAGCAAUGCUUGGACAUACAGAUUUUGCGAGGGAGAUUAUACAAAGGAAGCUAGAGUUCACCAGAGAACUAGAUUUAAGGGGUUCAUCACCUCUUCACUUGGCAUCAGCCAAAGGGUAUGUCGACAUAGUUAAAGCAUUGCUAUUUGUAAACCCUGACAUGUCCCUGGCUGUUGAUAUAGAAGAAAGAAACCCUCUUCAUCUUGCAGCCAUGAAAGGCCAGGUUCAUGUUUUGAAUGAGCUAGUCCGUGUUAGACCGCAAGCGGCUCGAGUCAUUAUGUCAUGGGGAGAGACCAUAUUGCAUUUGUGUGUCAAGUAUGGACAAUUUGCGUCUUUCAAGGCAGUGGUUGAAGUAAUGAACAAUCAAGAAUUUGUGAAUGCUAAAGAUGAUUAUGGCAUGACAGUUUUGCACCUAGCUGUUGCUUACAAGCAAAUUGAGACAAUAAAAUUUUUGCUUACCAGUACUAGCGUUGAAGUAAAUGGUCUAAAUGCAAAUGGUUUAACUGCAUUGGACGUUCUUGCACGAAGUAGGAGAGGAUUGAAAGACUUUGACAUUGCUGAGUCCCUUCGAGAUGCCGGAGCUCUAAGAGCCGCAGAAAUUUCGCAUUGGAGGAUUGAAACAACACCUCUAAUUGCUCAAAAUGUUGCAGCCAACCAACCAGACAGAGAAUAUCAGUGGGUGCAAAAGACUUGCAAGAAGGAAGAUUGGCUAACAAGAAAGCGAGAUUCGUUGAUGGUGGUGGCAUCACUUAUGGCAACAAUGUCUUUCCAAGCUGGACUAACCCCUCCUGGUGGUUUAUGGCAAGAGGAUUUCACAGGAACAGCCACCGAGAGAUCUCACAAAGCAGGAACUUCAAUAAUAGCAGAUACGAACCAAAGCUAUUACAGUCAGUACCUUGCUGCCAACACAAUAAGUUUCAUGGCAUCGAUGAGCAUCAUCUUGCUUCUGAUUACUGGAUUGCCUUUCAAACGAAGACUUUUCAUGUGGAUUUUGACCGUGAUUGUGUGGAUAUGCUGUGAUAGCGUGGAUUGGGAUGAUGGCUCUUCUUCUUUUGGCCCACACCAUUCGCCUGAUUGUAAAUGUUUUCAACAAAGUAGAAAAUGUAAAAGAGGAAACGCAAAAGCCGCCACCACCACUAAGCUACACGAAAAAUAUAAACUAUAAUCAUUAAAGUGAUAAAGAUUCAUAGCACUGGAUUCUAUUUGUUGGAAGCAUAAUAAUAAAAAUAACUCAAAUACUAAUUUUAUUAC
Messenger RNA from Gossypium arboreum, 1544 nucleotides. Its product is annotated as ankyrin repeat-containing protein BDA1-like. The record is from RefSeq and is a predicted model, not a curated record. Bases 166 to 1458 code for a protein of 430 amino acids. The transcript has 2 exons. Gene Ontology annotation, molecular function: protein binding. Lineage: Eukaryota; Viridiplantae; Streptophyta; Magnoliopsida; Malvales; Malvaceae.